Messenger RNA from Triticum dicoccoides, 1901 nucleotides. RefSeq lists its product as uncharacterized. Bases 118 to 1656 code for a protein of 512 amino acids. The transcript has 2 exons. Gene Ontology annotation, cellular component: exocyst. Gene Ontology annotation, biological process: exocytosis. Gene Ontology annotation, molecular function: phosphatidylinositol-4,5-bisphosphate binding. The record is from RefSeq and is a predicted model, not a curated record. NCBI's taxonomy places the organism in Eukaryota, Viridiplantae, Streptophyta, Magnoliopsida, Poales, Poaceae.
AGUGAGAGAUGCGGAGAGGAAAGAGAUUGAGAGGCCCCGCAACUCCGUCUCCAAUCCAUUCCAAUCCCCAGAUCAGAAACUUUGUUCAUCUUAUCCAUCUCGUCGGCGGCGAGAAGCAUGUCGGACUACGUCCUCUCCUCCACCCAGAUCCAGGCGCUGAGGCCUCGGUCCCUCCGCGGCGCGCUCUGCGUCACCCUCGCUCUGCUCGUCAGCUUCUCCAGGAGCCUGCUCGCCGCCGUCAGGACCUACCUGCGCAUCCCGGUGGACGGGGCCGAUCAGGCGGCCAUUUCGCCCCGCCGCGUUCCGAGCCCCGUGGAGCUCGACCCCGCGCAGGUGGCGGCGCUCACGGCCGCCCUUCGCCUCGCCAUCGUCGGCGGGGCCCUCUCGAUCCCCUCUCUCGCGCAGCGCCGGGCCGACGCGUCCGACUCCGACUCCAGCGACGACGACGACGAGGAGCGCGGCUGCGCUGAUGACCAACACCUCUGGUAUCCACUCAUCGAGUCGCUGGGAGGAGGGGAUGCCGGUCUGUUCCUCUCCGGCUCGGCUGCGUCUCUGGCUGAGCUGACUGGUGCGCCGGGAUUGUACAGACUGUCUGAUGUAAAUGGGAACCCAUUGAUCCUCACAGCAAGGGCAGAAAGCUUUGCAGGUCCUCGUGAGUUGACCGAUGAAACAACAAGGACUUGGGUCAUGAUGCUCAAAAUUACUACCAAACUUGUUUGUUUAAGUAAGCGGCAAUUACAUGAGCAGAAUCAGGAAUCGGCUGAAGAACGCUUUGCAGAGGUAGCCAAGCAAUCUUUAGAGCUGAUCCUCAAGGCUGCAUGUUCAUUCGGUGAUGCAGAAUGGUCUGAUGUCCACAUUUCGCAACAGCUGACUAUUUUUGACACACUUGUUGAUGUCCUAUUCAAUAUACAAGACCUGCCUUUCAGUGGAUCUGGUGAGGUUGCUGGCAUUAUUAAUAAGAUGGUGGAUGCUUUCAAAGGUGUAAUGCAGAGCACUUCAAAUGACAUCCGUAGCAGCAAAGAAUCUGUUAUUCAUCCAGCAACUUUUAUUCUCAUACAAGUCCUGGAGUUUUUUGGUCGUAACAGAGAGAUGGUCCAGUCAAUACUUGAAUCUGGAGAUUACAACACUGGCCCAUGCUCUGACAUGUUUGAUUGUUUGGUAUCUAAGCUCAAGGAAUGUGCAGAAGUAAUUUUCCAAGAAAAGGGACAAAGGUGCAUAUUCUUCUUGAAUAACACAAAUUAUGUUUUGCAAAAGAAUUGCCACUCAGGAUUACUCCCUCCCAGUGUAGCGAGUAAUCUAGUAUCACUGAUGGACCAGAACAUCGUGAGCUACCUUGAGGAAUAUUGGUUUCCGCUUGUGAGAUAUUUGGAUGGUGAUUCUCUGAAGAAGCCACGCGGUUCUUCCUUGGAUAAAUUUACCAAAGAGUUCUUUACCAUCUGUGACAGCCAGAUGACUUGGAAAGUUCAAACUAGUCUCAAGGAAAGACUGCGUGAACGGAUAGUGGAUUUGAUUGUUCCAAAAUAUGUAAUCUUCUUGAAGGCUCUGCAGGGAACUCCAAGUUCUUGGUUGAAGAGGGUGUGCCGAGCCAGAUCUGAGAAGCCGAUCUAUCCUGCUCCACAACUGGAAGAGGUGAUCAGGGGACUCUUUGAAAGAUAGCAUCUAUAGGGCACGAAACUCGUACAGGGUCGGUGUAUUUAUCAUAUUUUAGCAUUUGGAGACCAUUUUGUGUGUUGGUAUUUUCAGGUGAUGGUCCUGCUUGUUGUAUUAGCAGGAUUCAGCCUACGAUUGGUCUGGUGUAUAGCUAUUCAUUACGUGUAUGUAGUGCUAUAUAUAGAGGAAGUUUCUCUGAGAAACCCACGGAAUUGUUCUGUUCCAUGUAUAGUCGUAACUAGAAAUAUAUG